Molecule: messenger RNA, 422 nt
Organism: Enterobius vermicularis (human pinworm)
Lineage: Eukaryota; Metazoa; Nematoda; Chromadorea; Rhabditida; Oxyuridae
Source: the annotation of a GenBank genome assembly
AUGUCCAUACAGCUGUUCUUAUUCUCACGGCAUUCUUUUCAGCUUUUUGACAAAUUACCUCCUGCCGUUGACUACACCUUACGCAUGGAAUCCUACCAUAUUGAAGAGCUUUGCGAACACUCAAGGAAAGGCGACCUAGAAAGCAUCCGCCGUUUGUUGAACGAGCACAGAAGCGACUUUAAUAACAGACGAAUGAGGAGAGCAUUGGAAAGACCAUUGUUUACAGCAGCUACAUGUGGACACCCGGAAAUCGUUCGCUUUUUUGAGAACAAUGGAGUCAGCACUACUUGGAAAGAUAACAGUGGGUGGGCUCGGAUACAUUUCGCAGCGAGGAACGGAUAUACAGAAACUGUGAAAGUUUUGGCUAAAAAGAAAGCCAAUUUGAAUGCAAAAGGCAAAUAUAAGGUAAAGAAUUGUUGAAA